Phycodurus eques (leafy seadragon) is the source of this 5331-nucleotide messenger RNA. It is a transcript of the gene tmem86a, whose product is annotated as transmembrane protein 86A. The coding region runs from base 113 to 826 and encodes 237 amino acids. Gene Ontology annotation, cellular component: membrane. The transcript is spliced from 3 exons. NCBI's taxonomy places the organism in Eukaryota, Metazoa, Chordata, Actinopteri, Syngnathiformes, Syngnathidae. The record is from RefSeq and is a predicted model, not a curated record.
CCAGCCCACCGGAGAGAGGACAAAAACAAUCGGCAUCUCUCUCGCCGAAGAACAUAAACAAGAGGACUUAACCCAAACCUGCCUGCCGAACGUCUUCACAAACGUGCUCGACAUGGUUUCCCCAGUGACUGUGGUCAAGAGUGAAGGCCCCAAGCUGGUGCCAUUCUUCAAGGCAACCUGUGUUUACUUCGUCCUCUGGCUGCCAACCUCAAGUCCAUCCUGGUUUAGCGCACUUAUCAAAUGUUUGCCCAUCUUCUGCCUCUGGGUCUUUCUGCUGGCACAUGGCUUCAGCUUCUUGGGGGCUCGCUCCAGUGCCCGCAAGAUCCUGGCUGGCCUCAUCUUUUCUGCUCUGGGUGACGCUUUCCUCAUUUGGCAGGAGCAAGGCUACUUCGUCCACGGUCUUCUGAUGUUUGCCAUCACGCACAUCCUCUACUCAUCUGCCUUUGGAAUGAAGCCCGUCAAUGCGCGUGCAGGCCUGGCGAUCGCUGCUGUGUCCAGUGUGAGCUACAUACUGCUCUACCCUUACCUGUCGGGCCCCUUUACCUACCUGGUGGCUGUCUACAUUGCGCUGAUCGGCUUCAUGGGCUGGAGGGCCGUUGCGGGCCUGCAGCUAGCCAAUGACCUUUGGACCUGGACCAAGCUGUCAGCCUGCCUGGGCGCCGUGCUGUUCAUGGUCUCUGACCUCACUAUAGCGGUCAACAAGUUCUGUUUCCCUGUGCCCCACUCGCGGGCUAUCAUCAUGGCAACCUACUACGCUGCGCAGAUGCUGAUCGCUCUGUCAGCCGUGGAAUGCCAGGAUGUGGAGGUCGCGCGCAAGAGGGUAUGAGGGGCCUCUCUGUCUCUGUGACGACAAGCUGCCGGUCGCUGCUCCCCGGGUGGUCGUGGACACAUUUCACUACCACAUCCCCAAGCCUCAGCCCUCACCUCCAUUGUCGCCAUGGCGACUGGACCACCGCAGUCUCCCACUUCUUCCUUACUAUGAUGCCGCGGUUGUAUUAUCUUCAGCCUCUCCCGACAGCGGUGCUGCCUGCCUCUUCUGAUUCCCCCAAUGGAAUGCCUCCUCCUACUUGAUGACCGCGGAUAUGUGCACGGUAUUGCUCAUCUACCCGACAAAGUGUUCGUUUUAUUUCGUUGAGUUUAAGGAGAACAUGUCGUUAGAGACAUUUAAGGACUGUCUUAGGGGGCUGGGGUUCUGGAUAUAUCUAUUUCUUUUGUAGCCCUAUACCUCACCUGUCCCUUAGCAAUACAUCACCUCCCGACUCAAGACACUUAGAAAUCACCCUAACUUGGUCCACAAUUGCAAAUCAAUCUUUGUGACUUUUUAUUUUUAUUUUUAUGUUUUUUAUUGAACUGUCUGAGGUAAUGUGUAGCUUUUGUCUCAUCAGUGUGAUUCUCAUCCAACCAGGUCACGAUGAUCCUCAAAAGUUGAAUCUAAGGCAACCGGAUGCCUCAGCCGAAUAGCCGAAAAGUAGAGUUGCCUUCAAUUUAACCUUUGUGGCGAAGCUUUAGUUGUCUCUCAAAAGGGAUUUCCUCCCGACUUGCUCAUAUUUAACUCGACACCUUAACCUAUUCUGUCUUCCCCUGUAUUGCGGGUGCUAUUUAAAAAAAAACAACAACAUGCGAUGAGCUGCAAACUCUUCCGUUCCACUCACAAAUAACCACGAUGCUGUUGUUCGGUCUGCUUUUCAACAACCUCAGCGACGCACCCAGUCUCAUUGUAGUAGGAUUCACAAUCGCCAUUGUGUGGAGUUGGUACGUGGGGCAGGUAAAGUUCAUCGGUCACUCCCAUGGGAAUGGUUUUCACUGUCAUGAGGAGUAACCGCUGACCUGUCUCGGGUAUAGUCCGGCUCUGUGCCGAUUUCAUCUGAGAUUCACUUCAGCUCUCCUUAGACCGGUAUGAAAAAGGCAGGAGUGAACGGGUUCAAACUGAGCUGCAAAGGUCGGCAUUGCACAUUAUGAGAGAAAAGCGAUUUUAAGCGGCCUGGGAUUAUUUCGCAUGGACUGAAUUGCUAUUGAAAUGUGUGUUGUCCCAUAUUUGGGCAGCUGGCCUGUCACGCGAGGAAAGUUCCCCCCCCCCCCCCCCCCCCCCCCCCCCGAACUGGUGUAGGUUGUACAAACAAAUGAAAACAAUGCCGAAACCGAUUUCACAAAAUGAAGGCCGAGGUCGAUAAAAUCGCUCGGGAUUAAAAAAAAAGAAUCCUAAUCGCAUCGCCCGCCGUUUCCCAAUGUCUUCUGUCGUCCCCGUGCACCAGGAAGUCGCCUGACAACGAACAAAUUGAAGUCGCUCCAUGCUUGACUUUUUCCUCUCUUUUGUUAACAGUCCAUCCUCGGCAGAGCUCGGCGCUCAACCGUCUGACGUGCAUCCAUCCCCGCACAUCAUGUUUUUGCUGUUCGAAUGAAGUGUCAACUCUCUUAGAACAUUGCAACUUUCUUCAGCUGUCCACACGCACACACAAACAUACACUAUGUACGUGUUUGCGUGUGUCUGUGAAUUGCCAAGUUGUGGAUGUCAGAGUGGAAAUCUACUGUACGUCCACUUGAACCGGCUUAAGGCCAGAAAUGCUGAGACCCGUCACAGAAAGGUGUCGUCAUCAUCAUCGUCAUCGUCAUCAUCAUCGUCACUGGAUAAUAUACUGUAGAUUCAUGGGGCUUAGAUGUGCUCCAGUGGCGACCCCCUUUUAGUGUUUUGCACGAAGCGACCGAAUCUGCGAGUACAGCGGAACCUCUAGAGUCGGAACACAAUCCGUUGGAGGACGCUGGUCGUUGGCGGAAAUGUUUGAUCCCAUAGUAAAACAUUUGACGCGGUCAAACUGUCGGAGUCGGACCAUAUUACCGUUGCGAGCAAUUUGGUAAGUCGCAGUCACGCGUUUUAGAAGGGUCGUACGAGUAUGAAAAGAUAUUGAACCGCAUUUAAUAUUAAGACGUUAAAACCUGAAACGACGAAGACAGACUGCGAAGGUGAUCCUCGCCCCUGGCAUGAACAUUCUGACUGGACUCAAAUGAAAGUGGCGGCCGUACAAAUGGCAAAGAACAAAACAAGAGGUGACGCCGGAGUUUGAGCUCUUUGUGCUGGCAUAAAGAUCCAUCCUGUACAGCAGAUCCCAAAAAGUCUCCAGCUCCUUGUCUUUGUGAUGUAGAAGAACAAUUGCCCAAGAUAAGUCAUUUCAGAACGUUUGCAGCCUUGUGACCUACAGUACAACCCGUAUGAGUAAAGCAGCGUAUUUCGGGGUAGAAUUACAAAUUGUAUCCCUUCUACUGUCGAGGUUCCACUUGAUUUCGAUUUUUGGAAUUGAUUACGACCACUCGUUGUUUGUUGUUUGACAAAAGGAGAAUCACCGUACACUACAAAUGUACUCUUGCGCUUAGCUGCGAGUCUUAUUCAGAGGUCAUGUUUCGUGAUUGCGGUAAGAGAAUUGAUACAUACCGUAGCAUACAAAACAAACUGCAAUGGGGAAGAAGCCGACCCGGAUUAGGGCUUUCUGCUUCAGUACACCCACAUACGGGCGAGGAAUCUUCGCCCACACACUGUUGUGUUUCCAUUCCACCGGAACGAACAUGCAGACAGAGCACAGCGGUGACUCGGACUUCUGCAAUUUACCGGUAGUGCAAAUAAGUGAAGACGAUCGGCCGGACGGUUCCUCAAUCUGCUUUUGACACGUCAGCACGGCUGUCGGCAUAUUCGCUCCGUCGGUCGCUCCCGCGUGUCUAUUUUUUAACGUGUCCGCCGAGCAUUGUGGCUCAGUCCCGCUCGGGACUCUCCCUCGUCUACGCAUUUGUCUCCUCGUUUUGUCUCGACCCAUAUCGGGACUAUAAAGACUGAGUCGAGCGCGGGGCAAUUUACGGAAGCAGCCCUUUUGCCCUCUGCCAAAUAAAGGCAUGAGGAGUUUUCCCCUUCUGUACUCUCGGCUGCAAUACAUAAGACAAGAUGAACUAUUUCUACAGUUCUUUUUGUUCGGCGAGCCACACUCGAGAAGGCGGUGCGUGCUGAAAACGCUAUUCUGCGAUCCGAAUCGUAAAGCUGCGAGAGGUCGUUCCUGCCAAAAUGCCGUUUGUAUUCGACUUCCAACGCAACGAACUACAGCGAGCCACUCCAAUUCCAUUCAGCCAAUUCCGUUCGGCUGUGCUGCCGGUGUCUUUCGGCCUUCCCAAUUGGGAGGGAAGCUGGUGUUGACCGAGAAGGUCGCUGGAUUCAAAGGAGAUUGAAACACUCCCUGCCCAUCAGCGGGUCAGACAGACACGAAGGCCACUUCGCCUCGGCCUGUCUGUCAAUCGUCCUGAAAAGAAAAGAAAAAAAACAAAACAAAAAAAAGAACCCGUGAGAGCCGUAGGAGGCCGUUCGGGCCGUCCACGGCCGUCAUAAUGUUCCGGAACCAGUCGCUGGUGUAGUACGGGGGUCCAGAUUUUCACUUGCACUUUGCCGUUACUCUCCUUACUUGCUCUCUUGACCUUUACAACGUAAAUCUGUAUCUGUAUCCAAAUGCGCAUGGCAACGUAGGCUGAAAUGAAUCCACAAUGUCAACACUCAUCGACACGAAUCAAGCUCAGAUCUUGUCGUCCGUGCGUCCGCGCGUGCGUGCGUGCGUGCUUGCUUCACGUUAAGACUGACAAACUGACAAUAUCCCUACGAAGGUAAAACGGACGAUUAAAACAGAACUGUCGACCCUGGCCGAGUUUGUCGGUUGAAUACUUUUAUCUGGAGACGAAAGAAUAAAGAUGUGUUGAGAAAGUUUUUUUUUUUUGGGGGGGAUUAUUUUGUUUACAUUUUGACAAAUAUAUAAUAACGUUUGGCACUGAAUGCAUAUCCGAUGUUUAAUUGUCGUAGUAGUUUUGCUCGAACUACUGGAAUCAUUUUCGAAUGAUUGACUCGAAACAAUGCAAUCGAUCUCAUGCAACUCUUCAACUGAAUCUUUUAUAUGCUGCUACCGUAUGACGUAAGUGUUGCGAUGAAAAGACGAAGAAUAUUUGAAAGAUGAUUGAAGCACAACGAAGCAAUGUGGAAGUCGGACUUUUAGUUCACAGCACGUAUUGUUCGGAAGGUAUUUCAAACUUGUCCGUGUUUUUUUUUUUUGGGGGAAUCAUUAUUUUGAAAUCAAAAAAAAAAAAAAAGCAUGCUUCCCCCCCUUCAGAUGGCCACGUAUAAUUUCACUUUAUUUCAUGGGAAAAUGGUGUCCCUGUAUUUCAACGCUACGAUGCUGUAUUUUUCACUUGUGAUUUCUAAUUUCUUUCAAGACCGUAUAGACAAAAUAGUUUCUUUGCUGUCGUGAAACUGCUACGAAUGUGAAUGUGAAAUGUGUAUUGGAGAAAUAAAUGCAAUCGCAAUGCAACUUCAAC